AUGUCAGCACUUGAAUUUCAAAAUACAUUUAAACGAGAUUUUUUAAUUAAUAAUGAAAAACGCUUUCAAAAUAAAUGGAAAGAGGAACGCAUUUUUGAGGUAGAUGCGCCUUCUCUUGAAGAUGAACCAACAAAUAAUAUAAAUAUUUUACAUGAAAAAUACCCUAAAUUUUUUGGGACUAUGGCUUAUCCAUAUAUGAAUGGAUCAUUACACUUAGGACAUGCUUUUACCAUGACGAAAGUCGAUUUUGCUAUUGGCUUUGAACGUAUGAGAGGAAAACGAUGUCUUUUCCCUUUAGGAAUGCAUUGUACAGGAAUGCCUAUAAAGGCAUGUGCUGAUAGACUUAAGCAAGAAAUAGAACUAUUUGGGCAAGAUUUUUCGGGAUAUACAGAAGCAAAAAAUACGUUUGCACAAUGUUCACCUAAUAAAAUCGAUUUACCUAAAUUUCAUGCAAAAAAGGGAAAGGUAGCACUAAAAAAACAUGAUCAACAAUAUCAAUUCCAAGUUAUGCAACUUUUAGGUAUACCUAAUAAAGAAAUAUAUAAAUUUGCAGAUGCAAAAUACUGGUUAACAUACUUUCCAGAUAUAUGUAAAGAGGAUGCAACAAAUUUCGGUGCUCGUAUUGAUUGGAGAAGAUCUUUUAUUACUACUGAUACCAACCCAUAUUAUGAUAGUUUUAUACGUUGGCAAAUGAAUCGUUUAAAACAGUUACAAAAAAUAAAAUUUGGUGAACGAUAUACUAUUUUUAGUGCAAAAGAAAAUCAACCUUGUAUGGAUCAUGACAGACAACAUGGAGAAGGUAUUAAUCCUCAGGAAUAUACAUGCAUAAAGUUAAAAGUUAUUUCAUGGUCCGAAAACGUUAAAUCUAUCAUUAUUAACUCUAAUCUCUUUGAAAAAAAUAUAUAUAUGAUUGCCGCAACAUUAAGACCAGAAACAAUAUAUGGACAAACAUGCUGUUUUGUUAAACCCGAUAUUUCUUAUGGAAUAUUUGAAUCGAAUGAUCCUAAUGAAUAUUUUCUUUGCACUUCAAGAGCUGCAAAAAAUAUGGCAUUUCAAAAAUUAUCACCAGGGAGAGGAAUUGUUAAUAAAAUAGUAAAUUUAGUAGGUUCUUCAAUGAUUGGCACAAAAGUUAAAGCCCCUUUAAGCAUAUAUGAAGAAGUAUACGUUUUACCAAUGGAAAACAUACUUGUAGAAAAAGGAACAGGCAUUGUUAUAUCUGUUCCCUCUGAUUCUCCUGAUGAUUAUGCAACAAUUUUAGAUUUAACUAAGAAAGCAGAUUAUUAUAAAAUCAAAAAAGAAUGGAUAUCUUUUGAGCUAUUACCUAUAAUUCAUACCCCAGUAUAUGGUAACCUAGCAGCUCCUGAAUUAUAUAAAAAAAUGAAAAUUCAGAGUCCAAAAGAUUUUAAACAGCUAGCAGAAGCAAAAGAAUUAAUAUACAAACAAAGCUAUUAUCAUGGGACAAUGCUUAUAGGGAAAUAUAAAGGAGAAAAAAUUGAAAAAGCUAAACCAAAAGUUCGCUCUGAUUUAAUUGCUAAAAAAGUUGCAUUUAUAUACAGUGAGCCUGAAGGACUUGUUAUAAGUAGAAGUGGCGAUGAGUGCAUUGUAGCUUUAUGUGAUCAAUGGUACAUAGAUUAUGGAGAAGAAAAUUGGAAACAUCAAGCAAAAAAAUGCCUACAUAAAAUGGAAACAUAUGGAGAUGAAACUAAACAUGGGUUUGAAGGAACCCUUGAAUGGCUAAAUCAAUGGGCAUGUUCAAGAUCUUAUGGAUUAGGAUCACGCCUUCCAUGGGAUCCUCAAUAUCUUGUAGAAAGUUUGACAGACUCUACUAUUUAUAUGUCUUACUAUACUAUUGCUCAUUUUCUUCAUGAAGAUAUUAUGGGAGCAAAAAAAGGUCCAGCUGGUAUAGAAGCAGAAGACAUGACAGAUGACGUAUGGGAUUAUAUUUUUUGUCGUGGUCCUAUACCAAAUACAAAAAUACCAAUUCUUACACUUGACAAUUUAAAACGAGAAUUUGAAUAUUUUUAUCCUUUAGAUCUUAGAGUUUCAGGAAAGGAUUUAAUUCCUAAUCAUCUUACUUUUUGGAUAUAUAUUCAUACAGCAAUAUUUCAAGAAGAAAUGUGGCCAAAAGCAGUGAGAGGAAAUGGUCAUUUAUUGUUAAAUGGAGAAAAAAUGUCUAAAUCCAAAGGAAAUUUUUUAACAUUAAAAGAAGUAGUAGAAAAAUUUGGGGCAGAUGCUACUAGACUAGCAAUGGCAGAUGCAGGAGACAGUCUCGAUGAUGCAAAUUUUGAAGAAACAACAGCUAAUUCAGCAAUAUUGCGUCUAUACACAUUAAGUGUAUGGUGUGAGGAACAAAUUAAAAAAUUAGAUAAUUUUAGAACAGGAGAAAUGAAUUUUCACGAUAAUGCCUUUGAAAAUGAAAUGAAUGAGCUAAUUCAAAUAACAUAUGAUCAUUAUGCUAAUACAUCGUAUAAAUUAGCUCUAAAAGUUGGUUUUUAUGAUUUCCAAGCUGCUAGAGAUUGGUAUCGUGAAGUUUCUCAUAGUCAUGGAAUGCAUAAAAAUCUAAUAAAGAGAUGGAUUGAAAUUCAAGCUUUAUUGAUGCUACCCUUUAUUCCACAUUUUAGUGAAUUUAUAUGGCUAGACAUUUUAAAAAAUGAAUCAUGUAUCCAUCACGCCCAUUUUCCAAUAAUUUCGAAACCCAUUGAUACUUCUAUGUCUUCUAGCUUAACGUAUCUUCGGUAUAUUGUACGAAUAAUUAGAGAAGAAGAAGGGCAAUUGCUUAGAAGGCAAAAAAAAGUCAAAAAUAUACUAUUUGAUCCUAAAAAACCAAAGAAAAUAACAAUUCUUGUUGCUACUAAAUUUCCAGAAUGGCAACAAAAAUAUGUUAAUCUUCUUCAAGAAUGUUAUAAUAAAGAAACAAAUUCAUUUAAUGAUGAAGUUUUAUUAUUUAAAGCAUCAGAAAUGAAAGAGAUGAGAAGAUCUAUACCAUUUAUACAGCAAAUGAAAUCAUCGAUAUUAAAUAGAUCAAAAGAAGUAACUGCAGAAGAAGCAUUUCAGAGAAGAUUACCGUUUAACGAAUUAAAUGUAUUAUAUAAUAGUAUAUCUUUUUUAAAACAGAAUCUCGGAAUAACUAUGCUUGAAAUCUUUAAAAUAAUACGUAACAAUAAUGGAAAAAUUACAUCAAUAGAAUCAGUCUCAAGCAAUAACGAAAUUAUUACAAUUCCAGAUAACAUAGAUAAUGCCAUACCUGGUCACCCAAUUUUUUUAUUUGAAAAUAUUUAA
This is a messenger RNA of Pneumocystis jirovecii RU7, 3279 nucleotides long. Its product is annotated as leucine-tRNA ligase. Gene Ontology annotation, biological process: leucyl-tRNA aminoacylation. The record is from RefSeq and is a predicted model, not a curated record. The transcript has 8 exons. The coding region runs from base 1 to 3279 and encodes 1092 amino acids. Lineage: Eukaryota; Fungi; Ascomycota; Pneumocystomycetes; Pneumocystales; Pneumocystaceae. Gene Ontology annotation, molecular function: ATP binding; leucine-tRNA ligase activity; aminoacyl-tRNA deacylase activity.